Messenger RNA from Python bivittatus (Burmese python), 3069 nucleotides. It is a transcript of the gene THEMIS2, whose product is annotated as thymocyte selection associated family member 2. Gene Ontology annotation, biological process: T cell receptor signaling pathway. Lineage: Eukaryota; Metazoa; Chordata; Lepidosauria; Squamata; Pythonidae. The record is from RefSeq and is a predicted model, not a curated record. Gene Ontology annotation, cellular component: cytoplasm; nucleus.
ACUAUCUGUAAAAAGAGAGAUGGAGCCUGUUUCCUUCCACCGUUAUAUAAGUGACCUGAAUCUCCAUUCCCUCCCUCGAGUAGUGAAGGUCUCUUCGGGAGUCUACUUCCAAGGCUCUGUUUAUGAACUUUCAGGCAAUGAGUGUUGCCUGUCAACAGGAGAUCUGAUGAAAAUUAUAGAUGUUCAGCUUCAGGAGGUCAUCUGUGAGAAUGCGAAAAGUGGACAUGCUUUUGUGCUUCCACCAGAUUUUAAAGGUUAUUUUCAACCCAGCUCUGAGUCACCGCAUCAAAGGAAACCUUCCAUUCUAACUUCCCCCUUCAGUAAGGGCAAAGUUUUAGGUUCUCAAGAGAAAAAAAACUUCACACUUUGGGAUGUUUUGCAAUCUUCAACCAUGAGGCACAAAAGGUUAAAAUGUGAUGAAAUCAGCAAGGAUGACUUUCAGCUUUAUCCUGUCUAUAAAGUCAAAGUAAUAAUGCACUUUCGAAAGGAUGUAGUGACAAUUGACUCAGCCCUGGAUAUUGAGGUAAUGGAUGUGACUGAAGAGUUUCAGCACAUUCAAUUUAUCAAGCCAUUGAUGCUGAGUGAAGUCUUAGCGAUGAAUGGGGUGCUGCCCGUGGAGGCUGAGAUCCUUGGGGAGCCAGAAAACCCAUCUGUCUUCCAGAGCAAAUGGAUCCCCCACCUUCACAAGGGCCAGAGGUUACACAUCCAUAGCAAGGCAUCAUCAUGGAAGAUACUGGCUUCUGCUCCCAAAGGCAAGACCCAGACCUGCUAUUUCCUCAUCUCCAGCAACUAUGAAGGUUGUUUCCGAAGAUGCCCACGCAGAUUCAGCACCACUUCAGAGUUAGCCCUCAGCUUGGCCACAACCAAGCAAAUGCAUGUAGUGGUCACCAAAGACCAUGAGAGCACUGAAGGGGAAUUUCCCUUGUUCAGUGUAGGUGACCGGCUAGAGGUGUUGAGGCUGGUGAAGGCUAGUGAUCUUUCAGCAGUUGACCUGCUUGUCUGUGAUAGAGACAAUGGAGAUGAGGACAAAGAACAGAUACAGAUUCCCCUAUUCUUGGAAGCUGGCUUUGUGGAGGACAUCCGUGACAGCAGGAAAUAUACCCUCAGUGAAGUAGUGGAAUACCUACAUUUGCCUUGUGAAGUGAAAGUGAUAGCCAGUGAUCACAAUACAUAUCCUCUAGGCUGUGUCUCCUUCCUGACUUUGGAGGCCCAGAUCACAGAACCUUUUCUCACAGUCAGUCUGGCUGAGAAUCCAAACCUCACAUUUGAGCUUCCUCCUGAAUGGCUAGACAUCCCCCUCUUCUUCACUGAAGGCUCAGCAAAGCCCACACCUCUCACCAGGCCACCCACUGUUGAAGAGCUGUCUGAGGCAUUUUAUUACCAGUUGUUAAAGAAACUGCCUAGCAAUGUGCCAGCACCCCCAAGACCCCCAAAGAAGAAAAAUUCUACACACAACUCUCUCCAGAGGCCUAACAAAGGGCAGAAAGCAGCAGAAUCUUCCAAGCACUACCUGCCUUCUAGCAAGGUCAGUAGCGUGUCUCCACAAUCUGCAGAGCUUUUCUUCCCUCGGUCUAAACAAAAAAGCGCAGAUCAUGAUACCUGGAACAAUUCAAACCCGUAUACCAUAGAAUAUGGACAUCAGAGAUUUCAGGAAGUCACAAAAAAUCCUUCCAAGAACACCACAGGAACAGCCUUCUGUGACAAUUCCGACCAUGACUAUGAAGAAAUAAAUGAAGAAAUGAAUGUAACAAUCCACAAAAUGCAAAAUGCAACUAUUUAAUACCAAGAAGCAUCUACAGAACAAUAGCCUUAAUCUUUUCUUCUCAUUUUCCCCCAUUGUUUUUAACCAGCAGCUGACAGCCUUCUUUUCAAGUUGUGAAACACUGGACUGUGGGGGUGUAAUUAGCGCUCUGAUGUUCCAAACUAGCAUAUUCAGAGAAUACAACAUAUGAAAAGGAAAUGAACAUUACAAAGCAAAUUUUUUGCUUGACAGUGAGGCUUGAUCUAAAGAAACUUUAUUUUAAGUAACAAUCAUUAGCAGUGCAAUAAAUCAAAGUUAGAGAAGUUUCACUGUCCACCAAACUUUUGACAGCAAGAACUGCCAUCCUUCCCAUCUACAACAAUUAGGAGGACCUAAACUUCAAUGAGAAGUAGUCACACAGAACAUGUGUCUCAAAAGGCAAAAUCAUGAGAAAGUCAGUUAACUCUUUGUCACUGAAUCCCUGGGAUAUAUCCUGCCCAGGAGUUAAAAAGAUGGCAUUUUGGUUUUGCAAUUCCAACUAAGCUUUUACAUAUUCUAAUUACACAAGGAUAUUUUCAGAACAGGAAGAUUUUAUUACAUUUUUACAUGUAUUAGAUGUCAGCAUUGUCAUCUUAACUUUCACAAGUCUUUACAUUCUCAGUCAGAGUUUGAAUAUGUAAACUACAUUUAUGUCCCUAUACACUCUUGUAAGCGAUAUCUAUAAUUACUGUAUGAAUAAUCAAUUAGAUUCUAGGGUAUGUGUUAACUCUAUUUCUGAAUUUAAAAUAAAAUUGUUAAACUAAGGAUAAAUCUUAGCCUACUGCUUAUCUUUUGAAAGAAUCCCAAAAUUAAGAAUUACAUACUUUUUAGAAUUGUACACAGGAUUUCUGAAUUAGGCAAAAGCUAAUAUUGUACAAAGCUGAUAAUGUAAUUGUACAAUGUUAUGGGGCCUUCAGGUGUACAAAACUACAUAGUAUAAUAAUUAGCCAGAAGAAAACAGAAGCUGGAUCAAAGUUAAAACAUCUUGACAUUCCAGAAUUUUUGUGAAAUGCAAAGUAUCUUAGAUUGAAAAUCUAGCUGUAAAUAAACUACUGCUAUAUUAGUAAAAAAAAAAAAUUAAGGAUGAUUCCAUUUACAGAAAAAGGCAGAGAAACCUGAAAGACAAAUUUAAACCAUGGAAAAGAAACAGAGCUGGAUGGAGGCAUCUGCUCAAGGCAUGCCCCAUUCAAUCUAUGUGUUACCAUCAAGAGUACUUCAAGACCUAAAUCAGGCAAAACAGUCUUGGAUCCAAUAAAACUUUGGAUUCAGAUUAUUAUAAAUCAACCAGA